Messenger RNA from Hyla sarda, 9735 nucleotides. RefSeq names its product retinol dehydrogenase 7-like. Bases 8092 to 9042 code for a protein of 316 amino acids. The record is from RefSeq and is a predicted model, not a curated record. The transcript is spliced from 8 exons. NCBI's taxonomy places the organism in Eukaryota, Metazoa, Chordata, Amphibia, Anura, Hylidae. Gene Ontology annotation, molecular function: oxidoreductase activity.
UAACUACUGUAUCUUUUUUAUAAUUUUUUUAAUGGUACCCUACAAAAUUUUAUUUAAAAAAAGGUAUCUCCAUCACUUUUUUGGAUCGCUAAAGUCCAAAAGAGAAUAAAAAACACCUGAAAAAAUGCCAAAGUUAAAACCCACGAUUUCAGGGAAGCAAAACGCCAGUGGUUCAACAUGCUGCGAUUUAGCAAAACCGCCAAGGAGCUGAAAAACACCAAAAAAGAGUGAAAAAAACACCAAAAGGAUAAAAAAAACACCAAAUUGAAAAACGCCAAGUGGAAAAAGAAUUUUGCGAUUUCUCAUUGAUUUACAGCUAACAUCUGGCCGCAGCGUUUUUUGGCCGAAAAAACACCAUGCGGAAGAAUUGCCGUUUUUCUGGGCGUUUAAAAAAACAAACAAGUAGAAACUUAGCCUUAUACAAGUCCAAGUUAAAGUUGUCCAGUUGCGCCUACCGCAUCAGGUGACACUCUGCCUGGCACUAAAUAGCUGCACCCCAACUAUCCCGCAACAACCCAUCCACCCUCCUCAGAAAUAAAAAAAUAUUAAAAACAUACUAUGCCGCACCAUGAAUAUCCGUACUCUGGAGGGUUUUUUGUUUAAUUAUGAGCCUGCAUUUUUUGACUGUGGGCGGAGUCUUGCGUCGCUGCGCUGAGACCGGAGUUUAUGCAAGGAAGAAAGACAGCGCAGCACCAACAGGCACAUAAACAAUAGUGAAGCCUCGGUAUGUUUCCCACCCCCAAAAUGUGCAUGAAGCUGUAUUACUAUAGAUGUAACUUUUUUUUAAGGAAAAAUUGUAGUGCCACAUAUGGUUUAUUUACGUAGUCUGUAUAAAUUCUUACACAAUAAUUUUGUGCCUUAUUUUAUUUUAACAUAGUAUAAGAAGAUGGAGCAGUGGGUGAGUAUGUACUACAACCCCCCUUCCCCCUCUCCAUCCCUCUUGCUCAUCCAGGGGUCCCCUUUCUCUCAUAUGCCCAGCUCCUCAGCCACCAUUACACGUGGCUGUGCUGUGCCGGACCAAGCGCUAUAACAGCCUUGGCAUGUCACAUCUGUUUUUAUCAGUUUAAUAUCCUUUUCUAGGGAUGGAAUCGUGGGCCGCUUUAUUCCUUCAGUAACCCUGUGCGGGGGGCUGCUUUAGACUAUCAGUUGAGGUAUGCCUCUGGCGUAUCUAUUUUCUGAAGGGUUCUUACUCUGUCAGGGAACAUAUACGCAUCAACGUGGCGUGUUACUGCCAGGGAUUUCUCGAUCCCUCGGAAACUGUCGGGGAUAUAUUCAGUGUCUACCACUGAGUGCCAUGCCAUGUCAUGCCCAUCGUGCCCACAGCCGAAUUCCAGUCCCUCCCUACCGAGGCAAGACACUGGUCGGGUGCCCUCCCAAGAGUGUUUUUUGUAUUCCUGGCAGUCACUAAGGACACUCUGUCAGGUCCGCCAGUCACGCAUCAUGGGGGUGUUCUGGCGUGUCAUACAAUAUGAUUCCCUCCUCCACAGGCUGCUGCAUCUGCCGCUAGGGCUCUGGAUCCUCCCGUCUAGUGCGAGGUCUCUGUGGAAAUGUCGCUGUGUGGGCAAGGAUUGGUAUUGAUGUCAGUAUGCCAGACAGUAGUCUCUGUCACUCAUCUCUCAGCUCCCGCUGGCACUCUGAUACCCCACUGCUGAUGCAAGGUGACGAGGAGUGACCCUUUGUCUACUAUGGACUCAUACCAGUAAGCCAGACAGUGGUCUGCGUGGUUUCCUCCAUCGCCUGCCACUUAUUACACAGAUGAUGUAUUUGCGGCUGGAGUUCCGGUACCCCACUGCUGUGUGUGGUGUCUGAAGGAGUGACCCAUUGGAUACUAUGGACCCAUACCAGUAAGCCAGAUAGUGGUCUGCAUGGUCUCCUCAGAUGCCUGUCACUCAUCACUCGUCACCACUAUAGGCCCUAGAUAGGAUACACCUGAGUGUGGGAGAGAAAAACGGAGAGACCGACACAGGCGCCUUGUGCGUUACCACUAGACAGGAAUAACAGAUAAAAACAAACACAGUGAACGGGCAGGAAUUGCCCCUUAGGUAAUGGCCGCUCACCUUGAGCGAAUAAGGUAUUCGCAUAUAACCCACACCGUGGGUGACAGAAGGAUCGGAACUGCUGCUGAGCCUGGGUCCCAGGAAAGGAAAAGAUCCGAUCCUGAUUGAAGUGGAGGCGGAGAAGGAAAAUAUGACCCUUACAGAGGCGCUGCUAGUUCCAGAGUAAUGUAGAAGCCAACCAGAGGUAUUGGUAAAACACCGGAGUGGUUUAUUAGAGCAUAAGAAGACAAUGAAGUACACAGAUGACGCGUUUCGGGGGAGCAACCCCCUUCCUCAGAUCAGUGUCAGUGGCUCCUCAGCCUCCCCCGGUCUCCCAAGGUGGCGGGGAUACUAUAUAUGGCUCCUAGGCCUCUCCUCUCUCCCACAUGCGGCAGUGGGGCACAGUGAUCGCCUAUCUGGCUGUCCCCUUUUCAAGCGCCUGGAAGUGUACCUAUUCAGCCAGACUGUUGUCUGCAAGGUCUCCAUCGCCAUCGGUCUCCCAUAUCUGGGCUGCCACGGGCUUGGCCAGGUUUCCCGAACCUCUCUGCUGGUGUAAGGACUCUGGAUGAGGGUCCCUGCAGGUACUCGGGACUGAUGACAGUCAGCCAGACUUUCAUCUGCUGGGUCCCUUACACCGCCAGGUCGCUCAAUAGUUCUGUCGUACUCCAAUACCCCACUUUCUGUAGGGGGGUUCGAUGGAGUGUCCCUGAGCAUUCAGGAAUCCUAUACCAGUCAGCCCGAUGGUUGUCUGCAUGGUCUACUACUACUACGUCUAGUCCACUACCAUACACUUCCCACACCAUGGACGGUAGUUCAGGUUAUCCACUGCCAAGGUAUAGUUACAAGUGAGUCUCCCAGUGUUGCUCCAUAGGCCCUAUACAAUGCACUAUAUACUGGUUCGCCGGGUUCCCUCCUUUACCAGGUUCCUCCCUACAUGCCUGCCGCUCUCACGACUGAAAGCUGGUAAGCCACUUUCUGUGUGUGAUUCUGUCUACAGUACCUGCUGUGGCCAUGGUCCCUAUGCCAGAUAGCCAGGUAGGUUUUCUACCCCGCCAGGUCACCUUCCCCAUUCUUGCCUCUCCUGCAGUUACAGUCCGGUGACUCAUUUUCCAGGUGAAGUUCCAAAGAAUGUCUCUGUGGUUUCAUUGGAUCUUUUAUACUUGCCAGUCAGACUGUGUCUGCCUGUUUCCUGCUCCACAUACAUUGUUCAUCUCUUGCGUCUGCGACAGCAGUCCUGGUGUGUGGCGCCAUUUGGAGCUGGGGUGUGGGCGUUUCCUGCAGGUUCCAUAGACUUUCACAGAAAGAGCAGCACUCUCUGUUCCAUUUUCUAAGGGUGCAAUUCCCGUGAAUUCCGUGGCCUUCCCGUGAUCUUGUUUCCACAGGUUUAGGCGGUCGAACACCUCUGCUCUGGCAUGGGGCAUGAUGGGGCGACACAGUCGGUUCAGCCCCCUCCAUGCCUCCAGGUAUCUGUCCUGGGUUCCUGUGUAGGGUGGCUCAGACACCAGCUCUGUCACCUAGGAAAUGACCCGAAUUGCUCAAUUGAUGCCCUUCUGGUCCAGGGUUACACCACAAUGAGGUGUUCCUCUAAACGCUUUAGGUGUGUGUGUGCUUCUUACUUCCAUUCGUAGUCAGGACUCAAAUUAGCUUCUCCAUUCCUUGAUAUAUUGUUGCAGGGUUCCUGGGGACUACGUCCACCCAGUACUUUGUCCCCUUACCUUCGGGCAGCAUUUCACUUCUCCUAUAGUGCCUAGAGCACUUUGAUCAUCCCCCUUCCACAGGGGGUACUGAGAUCAGGGAGCUUGGCAUGGUCUGGGCCUGGGCCUGGGUUUUCCCCUCCUCUAUAUAGGUGGGGUACCUGGCUUGGCCCUUGUUUUUUGCUGAGAGCAAUCAGCUGAGUUGUGCACUUUUGCAGCCUGGCUCUCUUCCUUUUUCUUGGUUAUCUACUGCUGCUAAUACAGACUUGGCACUCUCCUCUGUUGGAGGAGUUUAUGCACUCAUGUAUGGCUCGGCGACAGACGGUCUAGCACCGUCUGUUGUUUGGGUCCUGCCAUUGCUAUCCUCCUCCCUCGAUGCAAUCUCCCUGGAGGGGUUUGAUCCUCCUUCCUUGUCGGUGUCAGUUGUGCUACACUGACACCACAGUCUUCUCGCGUAACCUACCCUUUUGUUUCCCCCUCCGUUUCCGUCCUGACUGGAUGUUGCUUCAGUCCGCUCAGACCGCUGAGGUUCAUGUCUGGUUAGUCUUUGUGACACUAUCCUAGUAUGCUGUGGUGUGUCUUUUCUAGGUCGGCUCUUCUGGUUCUUUGGGCCUUAUGGCUGGUUGUGGUGUCGGGCAGGUUAGCUCUCCUGCCCCGACUUCUCCACGGUCCCGUUUGUGGGGCAGUCUUUCUGUACCACACUUCUUCUUGUCUAAACGUAGAAGUUUGUCACCCGGAGCUUUUCACGGAUGUUGGGUUUACUUACUCUACAUCUUCAGUACGUCUUCCAGGCAACUCGGGAACCUCCGUUUCCCAUGUCGGAUGCGCCGAUGUUCCAGGUUUCCCCUUUUCAGGGCAUUCUGCUCUCUUUUUGGCCUUAUUCCUUCCGUAUCCUCCUUUAUGGGUCAAUGUACUCCUGGGGCAGUUGGUGUUUCGGUCAUCCGGAUUACUCUACUCGAGCUUCUUUCUCCUCCCAGGUGCUCGCGGCGGGCCCCUGGGACAGAGGUUUUUGGUCUGCAGCUGUUCUGGUCAUUGAUUUUCUGCACCUCUCCACAGCCUCUCUACAGCCAGUCUCCAUCCUUUUUUCUUUUUUCCAGUGUUUUUUUGGUCUCCAUCUUCCAUACUCGCCUUCUGCUCAGGCGUACGCCGCUCUCCCUGUCUUUUUUUCUGCCAUGUUCUCUUGACUUGGUUGACUCUGGAUGGGGUUCUCUUGUUUGUGCCCUCUUCCAUUUUUGUUUCCCAGCCUGGUUAGCCCUCUGUCUAGUUCUGUGUUCCUUGGAGUUGAUUCCUACCUCCUCCAAGAAUGGUUCCGGCCCUUCUGGCUUCCUAGUCAACCUUUUCUUGUCUCUCUUUAUGGACCGUAGCUUUGGAGUCCCUACAUAGAACGGUCUCUUCCUUGGCACCUAGUCCUUCUCCAUGGACGUUCUUCUGGGAGCUCAGUUUGUCGGCCUCGAUUGUCUCUGCUCGAGUGGGUUCGGUCUUUGGACUGAUUCCCUUUUUGCUGUUGGUUUGUUUUUCCCUCCCUAGGGGACUGCUUUCAUAAGUCCCAUCAGUAUAGGUGUCUCCCAAUGAAGAGCGACCAAGAAAAGGAGAUUUUUUUUUGUACUCACCGUAAAAUCUCUUUCUCGUAGCCUUCUUUGGGGGAUACCAAACCCACCCAUUUCUUCAUUCUUUGUCCGGAUUUUCUUUUCCGGUUUUUGUUUUUUUCUCCAGGAUUCCUUUCUGUGGUCCUUCAGAAAUAUUUCUUUGUUGGCUUCUCCUACUGCUUGGUGACAAAACUGAUUACCUCACUUCCAGUAGGUGGGUGUAUCCUGCCAGGGAGGAGCCGACUUUUUUUCCUAGUGUCAGCGCCUCCUAGUGGCAAGAGCAUAUACCUAUCAGUAUAGGUGUCCCCCAGUAAAGGCUACGAGAAAGAGAUUUUACGGUGAGUACACAAGAAUCUCCUUUUACUGGGUAUACUGCAUAUUGUAUAUAUUGUCUUUUUACCAGCGAGUAGACCACAAGGGCCCAGCAGUCUCUCUUCUAUUACAUCUAUCUUUUAUUUACCUGCAUACACCCUGUUCCAAAUUAUUAUGCAAAUUCUAUUUUCAGUUUAACUCAUGGAUGGCAUUGUGUCUCAGGGCUCUUUUGAUCACUGAAAACAAUAGAUUGCCAGGUGAGCCCAAUUUAAGGAAAAACUACUUAAGCAGAGCACCAUGUUCAACAAUAGGGGGAAGAAAAAGGGUCUCUCUGCUGCCAAAAACAGUGAAAUAGUUCAAUGCUUUGGAUGAGGAAAACAUUAAACAUUAGAUUUUUUACGAAAACUUAAGCGUGAUCAUCACACUAUUAAGCAAUUUGUGGCUGAUUCAGAGCACAGACAGGUUUGCGCAGAUAAAGGCACAUUGAGGAAGAUUUCUGCCAGAUCCAUGCAUUGGAUCAAGAGAGCAGCUGCUAAAAUACCAUUACAUAGCAGCAAAAAGAUAUUUGAAGCUGCUGGUGCCUCUGGAGUCCCACAGACAUCAAGGUGUAGAUUCCUCCAGAGUCUUACAACUGUGUAUAAACCUUCUAUUCGGCCAUCACUAACCAAUUCUCACAAGCAGAAACAGCUGCAUUGGGCAGAAAAAUACAUGUAGACUAAUUUUCAAACAGUCCUGUUCACUGAUGAGUGCUGUGCAACCCUGGAUGGUCCAGAUGGAGGGAGUAGUGGAUGGUUGGUGGACGGCCACCCUAUUCCAUCAAGGCUGCGAAGUCAGCAAGGCGGUGGUGGAGUCAUGUUUUGGGCCGGAAUGAUGGGAAGAGAGCAGGUUGGCCCCUUUAGGGUCCCCGAAGGUGUAAAGAUGACCUCUGCAAAGUAUGUGGAGUUUCUGAUUGACCACUUUCUUCCCUGGUACAUAAGGAAGAACUCUGCUUUCCAUAAUAAAAUCAUCUUCUUCCAUGACAAUGCACCAUCUCAUGCUGCAAAGAAUACCUCUGCAUCAAUGGCUGCUAUGGGGUUAAAAGGAAAGAGAGUCAUGGUGUGGCCUCCAUCCUCCCCUGAGAACCUCCUAUUAAGAACCUUUUGGAGCAUCAAGCAAAAGAUCUAUGAGGGUAGGAGGCAGUUUAUAUCCAAACAGCAGCUCUGGGAGGCUAUUCUGACAUCUUGCAAACAAAUUCAAGCAGAAAUUGUCCAAAAACUCACAAGUUCAAUGGAUGCAACACUUGUGAAGCUGCUGUCAAAUAAGGCUACGUUAAAAUGUAACGUGACCGUUUAAAAAGUUAAAAUGUUGUUAAAAGUUUUAUUGAAAUAGCUUUUAAUUUCAGUAAAUAUGCUGCAAACACAACAAAUGACAAUUUUCAGUUCUUUACAACCUAUAAAGUGCUUUGAAACUUGCUGUGUGUAAUAUUUGGAACAGUGCAUUGUUAGUUUUUAUGUUUAACAAAAUACUGUUAUCAUUAGGAGGUUUGUUCAAUACAAUUUGAAUUGUUCUCUUAAUAGUUGAUAACAUGAGAAUUAUGCUGACUGUUAUUUACAUAAAUUAUUUAGGGUAAUGAGAAAAAUAUUUUCAUAAUAAUUUGGAACAGGAUGUAUAUUGCUAAUUUUACUGUAAAUAAACAUAAUUAUUAUCCUUAUUAACUUAGAGGGCUGCCUUUUUCUUUUUUUAAACUCUAAACUGACCAUCUCUUACCGUGAACUUCGGUCGGUAAUUCUUCAUUUUUUCUCCGGUGAAGCUCUUACUUUUAACAAAUAAUCACAUUACAUUAUAAGGUAAAAUGAAGGGUGCCAAUGAAAAUCUAAACAAGUCCUCAUACGGCUCUGUGGAUGGACAAACAAAAAGAUAUGGCUCUUAGAGGGUGAAGAAAAGGGAAAAAGUUGAGAAAAUAACCUUGUCUGGUCUUUAAGGGGUUAAGUCAGCUGCUUUAUACAUUGCAGUCCAUUCUGGCCAACAUCCUAAAACCGAUUACAAACUUGUAACAUAGUGAAGUUGGUGACACGCCAGCAUAAGGUCAUGUGAUUUACGAUUAAUCAUUUGCAGAUUUCUGAUAGGACAUGAAGAAGGAGACAUAAAAAUAUCCUUCCUAAAUUUGUCUACUGACAUGGAACUAUCAUCAUGAGAUAAUAAGAGCUACCUAUCAAAUCUUGCACACUGCCAUCAUCUUCGUGGACAUCAAUUCAAACAUCUGCAUCUCUCCUAAAAAACUCUCCAUCAGAAAGGAAGAAAAAGAGUUUCUUGUUACUACCUGUUCUACCCAUUCACAAUCCUAUCUGUAGCACAUCGCACCUUACUGUCACUCAAUUGCUAAUACCGGAUGAAUGCACUUCGGACAAACACAGCACACUGUACUUUUCCGAUCUACAAGUAUAUCCAGUGAUAAAACCACUACAAGUGACUUUAGCUUCCAUCAUGUGGCUCUCUCUACUGGCACUGCUGCUUUUCAUUUUCCUGUACAAAUGGUACAGACAAAACCUGAAAAUAGAAAAUCUAUCGGAUAAAUAUGUGCUGGUCACAGGAUGUGAUUCAGGAUUUGGGAACCAGCUGGCAAAGAAUUUGGAUAAACUUGGAAUGAGAGUGCUGGCAACCUGUUUGACUGAGCAGGGAGCAGAGAACCUGAAGAAGGAGACCUCUAGCAGACUGCAGACGGUAAUCCUUGACAUUGCAAACAGUACUAGUGUCCAGUCUGCUGCUAAAUGGGUCUUUGAUGUCCUUGGCGAAAGAGACCUUUGGGGCUUGGUAAAUAACGCUGGAACUGGGAUGCCUGGAGCCCCCAAUGAAUGGCUAUCAAGAGAAGAUUUUGCAAGGGUUUUGAAUGUAAAUCUACUUGGUCCUAUCGAUGUGACUCUCAGACUUUUACCUUUAAUCCGCAAAUCUAAAGGCCGCAUAGUUAAUGUGUCCAGUAUUGUUGGAAGAGUGACUAUAUGCGGGGGAGGGUAUUGCAUUUCAAAAUUUGGGGUUGAAGCAUUUUCGGAUAGUCUGAGACGUGAAAUGAAGCCCUUUGGAGUACAAGUCUCUAUUAUAGAACCUGGCUAUUUUUAUACAGGACUAAAUAAUAUGCAAUUUAUGAAGGAUGUCCUGAGAACAAUAUGGAAGAAUGUACAUCCAGAAGUCCGUUACAGUUACGGACAAAAAUAUUUUGAACAUUAUGUCCAUGAUCUAGAGAGUACAUUUAUCUCCCUUGCCAACACUGACCUAACGCCUGUCACAGACUGCAUGGAGCAUGCACUCACUGCCGUGUAUCCUAAAACACGCUACUCUGCAGGAUGGGAUGCCAAACUUUUUUUUAUUCCACUUUCUUAUGUCCCAACAGCGUUGGCUGACUAUCUACUUACCCGGACAGCCCCAACUCCAGCUCAUUGACUGUAAUAAAUGCAGAAAAAAAAAAUUAAGAUGCAUAUAUGUAAAGGAAGCCUUACUCCGAUUGAUGCCGCCAUUCAGGAGAUACAAGAAGUAUUAUGCUCUGUUUCUAGUACGCUUAUGCUUUUCUUUGCGCAAUGGAGGUGGGAGCCGGUAUACAGUGCUUCCAUCUCUCUGUCCCCUCUAUCCUCAUUUUCCUGCCCACUGAGCAGUCACAUGAUGAAGGUUCCAUAUAUUCAUGAGGUGGGCGGGCAUAUUGGAGCAGAUGGGAAGGAGGCAGGGAAGCUCCCACCUCCAUUGCGCAAAGGACAAGAUUAAAGCAUAUUAGCAAUAAAAUGUAAUACCUCUUGUAUUAACUGAAUUGCUGCACCUAUUAGAGUAAGUUUUAUAAUAUUUUAAUAUGGUUCACCCGUACUAUAACCCUGUGUAUUGGGUUUAGUGCAGGUUAAUCAGCUGUCAGUUUCCCUUUAGCAAUCAUAACGUUUUUGUAACAUGCCCACAACUGUAAAUAAUAACAAUAAGUUACAGUUAAAUAGUGAUAAAUGUCCGAUUGCCGUGAGCCCCACCACUGGGAUCCCUAUAUAUCACUAGAAUGAGGGUCUGGAGCCCCCACUUCCUCUUCACUGAAUGGCUAUCUUGAAGCAUUAAAGGGGUUAUCCAGGUAUAGAAAAACAGAGCUGAUUUCUUUAUAAAAAA